Messenger RNA from Diospyros lotus (date-plum), 931 nucleotides. Its product is annotated as translationally-controlled tumor protein homolog. Gene Ontology annotation, molecular function: calcium ion binding. NCBI's taxonomy places the organism in Eukaryota, Viridiplantae, Streptophyta, Magnoliopsida, Ericales, Ebenaceae. The record is from RefSeq and is a predicted model, not a curated record. Gene Ontology annotation, cellular component: cytoplasm. The transcript has 5 exons. The coding region runs from base 137 to 640 and encodes 167 amino acids.
UUUCCUUUCGGAAGCCUUCUCGAUCCCUCCUUCCUCCUAUAUAACUAUAAAUAAUCAUACCGUUCUCUGCUCUUUCUCUCUCUCUCUCUCUCUCUUCAAGCAACUUCUAGAGAGAGAAACACCAUUCUCGGCAAUCAUGUUGGUGUACCAGGAUCUUCUCACCGGUGACGAGCUUCUCUCCGAUUCAUUCCCAUACAAAGAGAUCGAGAAUGGGAUCUUGUGGGAAGUGGAGGGGAAGUGGGUGGUUAACGGAGCAAUAGAUGUAGAUAUUGGGGCUAAUCCCUCGGCAGAGGGUGGAGAAGAUGAAGGCGUUGAUGAUCAAGCUGUUAAGGUGGUUGAUAUUGUAGAUACUUUCAGGCUUCAGGAGCAACCCCCAUUUGACAAGAAGCAGUUUGUGGGAUAUGUGAAGAAGUACAUCAAGUCGUUGACACCUAAACUGGAACCGGAGAAGCAGGAGUUGUUUAAGAAGCACAUCGAAGGAGCGACCAAGUUUCUUCUCUCAAAGCUCAGUGACCUACAGUUCUUUGUGGGGGAGAGCAUGCACGACGAUAGCACCAUAGUCUUUGCAUAUUACAAAGAGGGCGCCACAGAUCCAACCUUUUUGUAUUUGGCUCAUGGAUUGAAGGAGGUGAAGUGCUAAAGGAAUGCAGUUGUUGUUCGAUUGAUCCAGUUAGCUCCAAAAGAAGGUGUUUGUUGUUGGGGGGAUCUGCUUGACUUUAGUUUUAUAGUGUUAUAAUUUUAGGGUUUUUGUCAUCACAACUGCUAAUGAGAGUUAAGUAGUAUUUUGAGCAGAGCAGCAUAUGUAUCUUGAGAGUGAUUAGUAGUUAUAAUCCGUGGGGGGACUCUCCUAAUAAACUAUACAUUUAGAGUGGUGUUUUUGAUAAAAAUCUAAUUAGUACGUAAUGAAAUGCGCUAUUAUUAUGACUUUUAA